AUAAGUCGUUCAGCAUAGAAAUCAAAAUCAGUAUAAAAAUUAAGCGGGAACAAUAAGAGAAUAUCAGUUAAUUUAGUUGAAAGGGAGCGCAAGUUCAAACAAAUGCCCAACAAUGUCUGCAACUCUCAAUCCAUCUCUUUUGGUUUUGGCAACCCCAAAAUCUACAACUCUUACCAACCAACGCCAACGCCAACGCCAACACCAACACCAAUCCAAACCCAUUUCUAAAGAUUCUCCUUCAGUUGGAUAUCUCAAUGAUUGCGAAACCUUAAACGAACUCAGACAACUACAAUGUCAAUUAUUAAAACAAGGCCUAAAUAAUAAUCCUUCUUAUGUUGCAAAGGUUAUCUCAACUUAUGCCCAAAUGGGUACUUCUGAAAGUUUGAACUAUGCACAGAAGACCUUUGAUCUCUUCAAAGAAGAUAAUGAAACUGCUACUUUGUUCAUGUACAAUUCUUUGAUUAGAGGGUACUCUUGUAUUGGACUUGGUGUAGAAGCUAUUUUGCUUUAUGUUGAGUUGGUGACUUUUGGUAUGUUGCCUGAUAAGUAUACUCUUCCAUUUGUGUUAAGCGCGUGCACGAAGAGUUCAGCUUACAGUGAAGGGCUUCAAGUUCAUGGAGCAACUAUCAAGAUGGGUUUCGCAGGAGAUUUGUUUGUAGAGAAUUCUUUGAUUCAUUUCUACGGUGAAUGUGGAGAGAUUGAUGAUGGAAGAAAAGUGUUUGAUGAAAUGUCUGAGAGAAAUGUUGUGUCGUGGACUAGUUUGAUUUGUGCCUAUGCUCGAAAGGAUUUGGCAAAAGAGGCUGUUGACUUGUUUUUUGAGAUGUUGGAGGAAGGAAUUAGACCCAAUUCGGUAACGAUGGUUUGUGUUAUUUCUGCUUGUGCGAAGUUGCAAGAUCUUGAUUUGGGUGAGAGAGUGUGUGCUUAUAUUGGUGAGCUGGGAAUGAAGGUGAACACCCUUAUGAUGAAUGCACUUGUUGAUAUGUACAUGAAAUGUGGUGCUGUUGAUACUGCAAAGCGGCUUUUUUAUGAAUGCAAAGAUAGGAAUUUGGUUUUGUGCAAUACAAUCAUGUCAAAUUAUGUAGGGCUGGGGAUGCCAAGAGAAGCACUUGCUAUCUUGGAUGAAAUGCUAAUACAGGGGCUGCGACCUGAUAGAGUUAGUAUGUUAUCUGCAAUCUCAGCAAGUGCGCAAUUGGGUGAUCUUCUAUGUGGAAAGCGGUGCCAUGGAUAUGUUUUGAGGAAUGGAUUAGAAGGUCGGGAUAACAUUUGUAAUUCUAUGAUUGACAUGUAUAUGAAAUGUGGCGAACAAGAAUUGGCGUGUUUAAUCUUUGAUCGAAUAUCAAACAAGGGCAUAGUAUCUUGGAAUUCAUUGAUUGCAGGAUUUGUUAGGAAUGGUGAUUUGGAAUCAGCUCGGAAAUUAUUUGGUGAGAUGCCAGAGAGUGAUCUUGUGUCCUGGAACACUAUUCUUUGUGCUUUAAUGCAAGAAAGCAUGUUUGAGGAAGCAAUUGAAUUUUUUCGACAGAUGCAGAGUGAAGGAAUCAACGCAGAUAGGAUAACAAUGGUGGGUGUUGCAUCUGCCUGUGGAUAUCUAGGAGCUCUGGAUCUUGCCAAGUGGAUUUACACUUUCAUUGAGAAAAAAGGUAUUUACUCUGAUAUGCGGCUUGGAACUGCAUUAGUUGAUAUGUUUGCCAGGUGUGGUGAUCCUCAAAGUGCGAUGCAAGUAUUCGAUAGAAUGGAGAAAAGAGAUGUGUCUGCCUGGACUGCAGCCAUUGGGGCAAAGGCUAUGGAGGGAAAUGGUGAACAAGCAGUAAAGCUUUUCAACAAGAUGCUCAGGCAGGGGGUAAAACCAGAUGAUAUUGCAUUUGUUGAAGUAUUGACAGCAUGUAGUCAUGGUGGAUUAGUGGAAAAAGGCUGGAAUCUUUUCAGGUCCAUGAAAGAAAUCCAUGGAAUUUCUCCUCAAAUUGUCCAUUAUGGGUGCAUGGUUGAUUUGCUUGGCCGUGCUGGGUUGCUGGUAGAUGCUUUAGAUCUUAUAAAGAGCAUGCCAAUGGAGCCUAAUGAUGUGAUUUGGGGCUCUCUUUUAGCUGCUUGCCGAACGCACCAAAAUGUUGACAUGGCAGCAUAUGCAGCUGAAAGAAUAACCGAAUUGGCUUCCGAUAAGUCUGGGAUUCAUGUGCUUCUAUCAAACAUAUACGCAUCAGCUGGAAAGUGGAGCAAUGUUGCAAGAGUGAGGCUACACAUGAAGGAGAGAGGGGUUCGCAAAGUGCCUGGAUCAAGCUCCAUAGAAGUCUAUGGAAAAGUUCAUGAGUUCACUUCUGGUGACGAAUCUCACCCUGAAAUGACUUCCAUCUCCUCGAUGCUACAUGAACUGAACUGCAGAUUCAGAGAUGCCGGCCAUGUUCCUGAUCUUACUAAUGUUUUACUUGAUGUGGAUGAGCAAGAGAAAGAGUACUUGCUUAGUCACCAUAGUGAGAAACUGGCCUUGGCUUUUGGACUAAUCAGUACAAGUCAAAGGAUGCCCAUUCGUGUUGUGAAGAAUCUACGAAUGUGCUCGGACUGCCACUCGUUUGCCAAACUAGUUUCAAAAAUAUAUGAGCGAGAAAUUAUUAUUCGAGAUAAUAACAGAUUCCACUUUUUCCAGCGAGGGGUCUGUUCUUGUAAUGAUUAUUGGUAGAUUAAAAGUUCCAUUCAUUUAUAACUAUCACCCAUUAGAAUAUUGCAGAUAACUUGAAGCUACAAGAAGUUUAUGCCAAUCUAUUACAGUUGAUAAUUUGUAUAUAAAAAAUGAAUCCUACAAAAAUCGGCGGCCUUCAAUCCAUGAGAACAACAAUUGAAAUAAAAUCGA
Messenger RNA from Pistacia vera, 2839 nucleotides. RefSeq names its product pentatricopeptide repeat-containing protein At3g22690. The transcript has a single exon. Gene Ontology annotation, molecular function: zinc ion binding; protein binding; RNA binding. NCBI's taxonomy places the organism in Eukaryota, Viridiplantae, Streptophyta, Magnoliopsida, Sapindales, Anacardiaceae. Bases 113 to 2668 code for a protein of 851 amino acids. Gene Ontology annotation, biological process: RNA modification. The record is from RefSeq and is a predicted model, not a curated record.